AUGCCUCAGCCACCUCGCAAGAGGGUGAAGGCCCAAGGGAAGGAUAGCCUCAUCAUUUCACUAGAUUUUGGAACCACAUAUAGUGGAGUUUCGUAUGCUUUCUCGUCGGAGCCAGAUAGAGUAUACACGAUCGUCCACUGGCCCGGCAAUUCUGGACAAUCCGCUCCCAAAACUCCCACAACCAUUGCAUACGACCUGGACUCCACCACUUCUUUCCAAUGGGGUGACCAGUUGACCUUUUCCAACAAAGAUAUAAUCGAGGGGCUGAAAUUGCUCCUAGACCCGGAUCAGGAAUGGCCCUACUUGUUAUCUAACGAUAUUGAGGCCGAAAUGCAAAAGCUGCCGAAAUCAGUUCUGGAGGUCACCGCCGACUAUAUGAAGGCCAUUAUGAACCACGCCCUGGCAGCCAUUGAGGGGGAUUCUUUGAAUCCGGAAUAUGUGCAACGGAGGUUUGAGAAGAAGUUUGUUCUGACAGUCCCAGCCAUUUGGUCGGAUAAGGCGAAGGAUCAGACGCUACUGGCCGCGAAGAAGGCUGGAAUUUCUCCAGUCGAGCUCGUUUGCGAGUCUGAGGCGGCCGCAAUCUGUGCAUUGGCGGCAAUGAAAGACAUGGGACUAAAGGCGGGAGAUACAUUUGUGGUCUGCGACGCCGGUGGCGGCACCGUAGAUCUUGUCUCCUACGAGGUCAAAAGCCUGGAGCCGUUCCAGUUCCACGCCUUGACUACGCCGACAGGUGGCGCUUUUGGGUCUAUGAUGAUCAACAAACUCUUCGAGCAAGAGGUUCGUAGCGUCGUCGGCGGUGAUCAAGAAUAUAAAGCCCUUCGAGAGAAGGACUCAUAUCGGCAGGCACUAGUGGAUUUUAACACCAGAAUCAAACCAUCUUUCAGAGGAAGGCACGACGCUGUUAAUUAUGUUGCCUUUCACAGGGCCGGUUUGGAAGAUAACACGGCCGAAGGCCUGGAGGCCAAUUCCCUGGCUUUGACAGGGGAGAAAUUAUUCGGUAUGUUUGAUCCCAUCGUUCGGCAGGUUGAUCGCCUCGUCUCAGAACAGAUGGAGAUGGCACGAAACGAGCCAAGGCAGGCUCCAGAAGCCACACCAGGCCACAUCAAGGCCAUCAUUCUCGUCGGAGGCUUUGGGUCAAAUGUGUACCUGAAGAGCAUCAUUGAGAAAUCGAACCCCGACAUCAUGGUUAUCCCACCCAUAGAUGCAUGGACCGCAGUUUCUAAAGGCGCCGUCAUGAGCAAGUUAGGAAUUGCCCCCAUUGUCACCGCUACCAAAGUAGAAAAGCACUACGGCACGAAGAGUCGACGCAUAUGGAAGCUCGAGACCGAUCGCGGUGAGCCCAAAGUCUGGGAUGACUUGGAGGAAAUCAACAUGUGUCGGAUCUACCAGUGGUUCAUACACAAGAAUUCCACGUUCUCCAGAGAUGAGAGACUGACGAUAUCUCUCGCCCAAACGUUUUACGGGAAAACGCCUCAUCCUUCCAGACUGAAUAUUGAAACAGACCUUCUUGAGUACGACGCUGAAUACGCACCGGAGCAUCGUCCGGAACAUGAAGCCAAAGAUGCCCGAGUGAGACGAAACUGCGUCUUGAAGACCGACCUCAGCCUCGUACCGAGUCGACUCUUUAUCCACAAGAAACGUCCUUCAGACUACGCCGACUACGUGGAACUCUACUUCGAUCUGGUGAUUCGAAACGAUCCGUCCGGACUUUUGAAGUUCUCGCUGGAAGUGGACGGAGUCGAAUAUUCGUGCGUCGAUACCGAGUACUAG
Messenger RNA from Scedosporium apiospermum, 1770 nucleotides. RefSeq lists its product as uncharacterized. The coding region runs from base 1 to 1770 and encodes 589 amino acids. The record is from RefSeq and is a predicted model, not a curated record. Gene Ontology annotation, molecular function: ATP binding; ATP-dependent protein folding chaperone. The transcript is spliced from 11 exons. NCBI's taxonomy places the organism in Eukaryota, Fungi, Ascomycota, Sordariomycetes, Microascales, Microascaceae.